Messenger RNA from Chaetomium fimeti, 2659 nucleotides. RefSeq lists its product as uncharacterized. The record is from RefSeq and is a predicted model, not a curated record. The transcript is spliced from 4 exons. NCBI's taxonomy places the organism in Eukaryota, Fungi, Ascomycota, Sordariomycetes, Sordariales, Chaetomiaceae. Bases 423 to 2654 code for a protein of 743 amino acids. Gene Ontology annotation, cellular component: cytosol. Gene Ontology annotation, molecular function: oxidoreductase activity; flavin adenine dinucleotide binding; FMN binding.
UCUAGGCUACCAAUGACACACUCAGAGCGGCUCGUCUUGGUAAUCGGACUCAGCUAGCGAAUGACCGGCGGAGAUACAUCGGCGAUUUGGCGUUCACCUCGGUCGCCCAUGAACAAACAGAGAUCUAGCAGGCUCUGUUUCCAACAUUGCCACACAGCCCUAAUUACGAUUCUACUUUUUGAGGGUGACUAAACCAGCCAUUCUUGUGUGUGCCGAUUCGCGCUACACCAAGCCGGGUUGAUCGGGGCCUUCUGGAAUAUAAACCACAGUGUAGUUCUUGACUCCCAGCGACCUUCGGCCUCAUGCGGUAGAAGUCCAGUGGCACCCAAGUUCUAAUCAGCAGAGGAAAGUGUGCCCGGGUGAGUGACCGGAGGCUGGGGAUUAUCUAGAGUUGCCCGUGGACUUCACAGUAUAAAAAGAACAUGGGCGAUGUUGGUGGAUUUGGUCGGGUGGUGCAACCCGCCGCGGUUGAGGGCAGGAGCAUGGCCGUGUUGUAUGGGAGCGAGACUGGACUGGCCGAGGACAUUGCGGGUGAGCUAGGCAAGACUACCGAACGGUUGCAUUUCCAGACCACGGUGGAUGAGAUGGACAGCUUCAAACUGGCAGACAUAGUUCGCUCCUCGCUCGUCGUCUUUGUCACGUCAACAACUGGGCAAGGUGAUAUGCCAAAAAACACACUCAAAUUUUGGAAAAACCUCAGGCGCGAGAAACUCAACAACACCAACUGCCUCCGGUCGCUACGGUUUGCCAUAUUCGGGCUGGGGGAUAGCUCAUAUCCGAAAUUUAACUGGGCUGCGAGGAAGCUGCGAGCGAGGCUCCUGCAACUUGGCGCAACAGAAUUCUUCAGGCCCGGGGAAGGAGACGAGCGGCACGAUAACGGCAUUGACAGCAUCUAUCUCCCAUGGUACGAGGAGUUUAAGAAGACGUUGCUCGCCGACUAUCCCCUCCCAGACUCCCUGAGCCCCAUCCCAGACAACGCCCAACUCCCGCCUAAAUAUCCCGUACAGCUGCUCUCGAUCAUGGACGGCACAGGUCAUUUUCGUGGCAGCGUGGGUGGAGCGUCGCUGACCGAAGAUGAGCGCCUGUUCCUCGCUUCGAAGACCCAAAGCGCUGAUCGCUCUCACGUCGACAACCCCCAGACAAGCCCGGAAAAGGCGCGGGAGGACUGGUUGCGGCUGAAUCCCACCUUCCCAGCCGACUUCGUCCGCCGAGAUGGGCUCUUUGAGAAAGAUUCGCCACGAGAUUUCGGCACGAUGGAUAAGGGCAAUCAACUCAAGGACCACCCGGAGAAGUAUCUCCUCGAGCGACAGCCUGCCCAUAUACCGGAAUGCCCGCCGGAAGACUUGCUCCCCAUCCCGAAUACCUGUGUAGGCAGGCUGUUGCACCAUGCUCGAGCCACACCGGUCGAUCACUGGCAAGAUGUGCGUCACCUUGUCUUCGACCUUGACAUAGGCAGCAAAACGUUUCCCGACAUCAUGAGCUCAAGCGGUAGUCUCACUCUCGUCAUCUGGCCCAAGAACUAUCCGGAAGAUGUCGACGAGUUAAUUCUCCAGAUGGGAUGGGAAGCAGAGGCGGACGCUCCUCUCCAGCUCAAAGGCGUUCCUCGUGGACUGCAUGCGAAGGAUCGUGUUACCACCCUGCGGCACCUCUUGACCCACAACUUGGACAUCACCGCUGUUCCCAAGCGAACCUUCAUUAGGGAAUUACUCCAUUUCACCGAGGAUGAAAGGGAGCAAGAACGGAUCGCGGAGCUCGUCGAGCCCGGGAACGAGCAGGAGUUCUACGAUUAUACGUGUCGUCCUCGCCGGACUAUCCUGGAACUGCUGCGAGACUUCACGGGCGUGAAGAUACCAUAUAGCAGGGUUCUCGAUAUGUUUCCAGUCAUCCGUGGCCGUGAAUUCAGCGUCUGCAACGGAGGUCUGGGCUUUAAUGAAGUCGACCAGAGCUGCCACGUUAAAAUCGAGAUCUUGGUCGCUCUAGUCGAAUACAAGACCAUUAUCCGCAGGCCGCGUCAGGGUCUCUGCUCUCGCUACCUCAAACACCUCAAUGCCGGCACCCGGUUGGCACUCCAACUGAAACCAUCAAGCUCCCACCUCGUACGGAACGAUGUAGAAGCAAGACGGCCUCUGAUCGCUAUCGCCACCGGCACCGGCAUCGCUCCAAUCCGCGCUGUCAUCCAGGAGCGCGACUGCUAUGGUGUCGCCGGCGACACGAUGCUCUUCUUCGGCGCUCGCAACCGUUCCGCCGACUUCCACUUCGGCCACGAAUGGAGCUCGUAUCCCAACCUCAGGGUCUUGCCGGCCUUCUCGCGCGACAACAUCAAACCCGAACCCGAGACCACCGUCACCAGCACCACCACCCCGGCGCCGACCGACCCUCUCGCCGCCGCGCUAGAGACUGUCUACCCUGUCCAGUAUGACGCCCACAAGAACUACGUGCAGCACCUGAUCCGGGCGCACGCCGACGACGUCGCCGCCCUGAUGCGCAGGCAUCCGUACGUGCUGAUCUGCGGCAGCAACGGGCGCAUGCCCAUCUCGGUGCGCAACGCCUUGCUGGACGUGCUGGUCCUCAGCAAGAUGUGCGAGGACAAGGAGGCGGCCGAGAAGUGGCUGUCCAACCCGGGGAAUGUCAGCAUGUGGCAGGAAACGUGGUAAAGGGG